UUGUAGCCUCGCAUUCAAGACCGCUCCUUGACAGCUGCGUAUCGCGCCAUGGCGCUUUGGGAACUUUGGCCACGUGUGGAAGCUGUGGUGAAGCAUGAGAGCUACAUGUCUGCAAACGAUGAGUUCACAAAGUUAAAGACUGCCAUCCUGAAAAGUGGCGAUUUGGGUGCCCAGGCGAAGUAUGCAACCGUGACUUGGGAGUUUCUGCUGGGCUUUGCUGACAAGAAGACCUUCUACCGCUCGCAUGUUUGCCAAGUAGUCCAAGUGCUUUUGACCGAGCCCAGCUUUAGAAACGCGUAUGCCUCUUCUCCCACGUUCCGGGCGAAGGCCCAGCAACUCCACCCAGACGUACGGAAGGCCUUGGAGGCUGUGGACGAGGAAUUGCCCAAGGAAGUGCCUAAGGAAGCGAAGGUAGAGAAAGUGAAGGUGUCAGGCAAGGAGGUGGAGUGGCCCGAUUGGGGGGCCCUGGAAGCAGCGGUGCGCAUGGAACAUUACAUGGGCGCCAAUGAAGAGUUCCGCCUCCUGAGACUGGCUGUGCUGGCAGCAGAUCCCCUGCAACUGGCGAGUCAGGUGGGACAAGCAGCGAUGGUUUGGGAAUUCCUGGUGGGCUUUGGAGAGAAGAAGGCCCAUUUCCGAUCGCAGCUGGGAGAGGUCAUCGGGAUUCUUCGACAAGAAAGUGGUUGGGAAGAGAGCCUGGACCAGAUGCGUCCGAAGCUCCAGGCGCGGCUCCAGUUGCUGCCGGAGGUUCUACAGAAGGCCCUGGGCCCUGACCACUCGGAGGCAGAAGAGGCCUCGAACAGCGCCAGCUUCAGUCAGGAGAAUCUAGAGGUUCUCACUGAAGAGGCUUAUUGCAGUCCCAGCUUCGAGUCACUCGAGGAUCGCUUGAAAUCCAUGAUGGGAUGUGUCGCAGAUUUGGCAGGGCCUUCUGUCAGUCCAGAGGAGUCUGAAGCAGAGAAGGCAGCAAAGCGCUUGGCGGAAGUCGAGCUCCAGCAGAAGCAGGAGAGCAGGAAAAUAUUGGCAGAAGCAAAGCGCUUGGCAGAAGCCCAAGUCCAGCAGAAGCAGGAAGCGGAAAAGGCAGCGGAGGCAAAGCGCCAGGCAGAACUCGAGCUCCAGCGGCAGCAGGAUAUCGAGAAGCUGCUUUCGGAGACAAGAUCGCCCGUGCCUGCGGAGCCUGCCCCGGUCGCCAACGCCCCUCCGUACACAACGCCCCUGGAAAAGGCCCAAGCGCUGCUUCAGAAAGGGGAGUCGCUAGAAGCACAAUCGCCGGUGCCAGCCUACUACCUGCAGGUCGCGGCCUUGGAACUCUUGAUGAAAGCCCGGCAAGCUGGUCAGUCCUCUCCUGAAGCGGAUCAACUCAUGCUGGCGACAUUGCAGACAGCUGAGAACAAGAAGAGCCAGCUGAAUUUAACCAAUGGCCCUCAGAAGACACAGGACUUGAUCCUCUCAGACUACGAGCGGGCGGUCGCUUCAGACUCCUUGAGAGAUCUGCGAGACGUGAGCGUGUACCUGGAGAGCUUGUCACAGUUCUACAGUGCAAUCCCCGAGGUUCCCCAGGAGUUGAGGGAACGGACGUCAUAUGCCCUCCGCCGCGCGGACUAUUUGCGAGCCUGUUCACAGCAGGGCGUGCAUCCAGAGGCCCCCACCCCACCGCGCCUGCAACAGCCUGCAUUGCCUCCCCCCCAAUCCGCACCAGCACCUGUAGCAGCUCCUGCGCCCGCCCCUCCAGCACCGGCAGCUCCACCACCUGCUGCAGCGGCAGCUCCACCACCUGCAGCACCGGCAGCUAAACCACCUGCUGCACCGGCAGCCCGAGCAGUUGUGUCUCCAGAGGUUCUUGCAAUGCCACGGGGGAAGCGACAGAGCGAGGCGAGGAAGAAGAUUGACGAGGCGACCAGAUCGCUGAAGACCGGCAACGAAGAGCAGGGGAAGGCCCUAAUUCAGGAGGCGCUUGGCCUUCUGGAAGGCUUGUGAUGGCCAUUUGGUCAAAGUUUAGGCUAGUGGCCCAAACCAGCCUGGGGAAAGCACCUGCGGCAGUUCGCAAGGACAAUUGUCAGUUCGUGUAGCUUAGACCGGACAUGGGAAAUGCAUGUUUGCAGGGCGGCAGCCUUUCUCCAAAAAGACCUGUUGAAGAGAAUCUCAGUGUGGUGGAGGUGCAACCAUGAAACAAGCA
Molecule: messenger RNA, 2170 nt
Organism: Durusdinium trenchii
Lineage: Eukaryota; Dinophyceae; Suessiales; Symbiodiniaceae
Source: the annotation of a GenBank genome assembly